Messenger RNA from Monopterus albus (swamp eel), 1642 nucleotides. RefSeq names its product CLN5 lysosomal BMP synthase (gene cln5). NCBI's taxonomy places the organism in Eukaryota, Metazoa, Chordata, Actinopteri, Synbranchiformes, Synbranchidae. The transcript is spliced from 4 exons. Gene Ontology annotation, biological process: lysosome organization. Bases 83 to 1090 code for a protein of 335 amino acids. Gene Ontology annotation, cellular component: lysosomal membrane; lysosome. The record is from RefSeq and is a predicted model, not a curated record. Gene Ontology annotation, molecular function: hydrolase activity, acting on glycosyl bonds.
AUGAGGAAGUAGAAAGAAGAAUCAUGGGCAGUCUAUUUUCCUAAAAAAGUUUUGCUUCUUUGUGAAUUUUUAUGACUUUAACAUGAUUCACACAGAGGUUGUUUUAUGUUUAAACCUGUUUAUCGUGUUUCUUCAUGUUGUCGCUCCGUUCAGCAAUAAUGUACAGCAGUGGCCUGUUCCCUACAGACGCUACGAUCAUCGCCCUACUGCUGACUCUUACUGUGAAGCUCUCUACCCGUUCUGCCCCACCGGAGAUCAGGAUGGACGGAUUCCCCACAUGAGAGACACUGACGUAAUCUCAGUUUAUCGACUGCAAACACCUGUGUGGGAAUUCAAGUACGGAGAUUUGCUGGGGAAGUUUCAUAUCAUGCACGAUGCCAUUGGGUUCAGCAGUUUAGAGACGGGGGUCAACAAAAAAAACACCAUGGAGUGGUACGAGCUGUUCCAGCUGGGCAACUGCACCUUCCCUCAUCUCAGACCCGAGGUGUAUGCACCUUUCUGGUGCAACCAGGGGGCCGCCUGCUUCUUUGAAGGCAUCGAUGACCUACACUGGUCCCAAAAUGGCACCUUAGAGAAAAUAGGAGAAAUAACCGGUAGCCAGUUCAAUGGCAUGGCCCAGUGGGUCCAGGACGACAAUGAGACUGGGAUCUACUACGAGACAUGGACAGUCCGCUCUGACCCCAGCCCUAAUGCCACAGUUUGGUUCGAGUCAUACGACUGCUCCCAGUUUAUCCACCGAACAUACAGGAAGCUAACAGAGCUCGGAGCCAAACUAUCCAGCCGAUCCCAAACCAACUACACCAGAAUCUACCUGUACAGCGGAGAGCCCACUUACCUUGGCAAUGACAGCGCCAUAUUUGGACAACCGGCUCUGAAGAAUCUAGCAAUGGACAUCCGAAACUUUUACCACACAUUCAGGCCGCAUCAGUCAUUUCUAGACUUUGCCAUCAGUCUAUUGGAGGCUUAUAAAAAGGUUGUGUUGGACAAGAGCUUCUACUUGUACUACAACUUUGAGUACUGGCAUCUGCCAAUGAAAACUCCUUAUGUGCAGAUUACAUAUGAAGAGGUGCCUUUGCCCUUUGCAGUAUAAGUUAACUACAGAAUUUACCUGGUUAAAGGAUAAGGCCAGUCAUCUCCUAUAUUAACAGUAUUUUCACCGUCUCCAUACAGACACUAAAGCCAACAAUGAUUUGCUUCUGAUUAACUUCUGUCAUAACUGGAUUAGUUUACUAGUCUGUGCCAUAGACCUCCAUCGUUUGAACAACAAUGAUUGUUUUUGAACAAAACAAUCAUCAUCACCGCUGCUCAUUACGAAACACAAGACCCUAAUAUUAGUUAACAUCUAGUGACAUCGUGCACAGGCCCUGGACUCUUGUUUACUUCAGACACUAAAACAUUUAAAAAAACAAACAAAAACAGGGUCUGGUGUUUCGUAAUGAAGAAACAUGUCAGCCAGUGCAGCGGUUUUUCUUUUUGUAAAACAGUGGAGGUCUAUGGCACAGACAAAUAAGCUAUUAAUAAUUAGUAGAGACCAACUGAUAGUUUGUCUUUGUACAGGGAUGGUUGUAAAUACCGUUAAUGUAGAAAAUGAACGUCACUUUCGGCUUUUCCUGUUUUAUGGGGCGCCACAGCGAAUCAUCAC